AUGCAAAGUUUUUGGUCAAAGACAAAGGAAACACUUACAAUUGGCGUUGGCACAGUUGCCGAUAUGACUGGUGCUAAAAAGCUUCCAGCUGAUACUGAUUAUACUGAAAGAUACAUCACUUUAACGAAAAUUGAAGAACAUUUGAAAUCAUUAAUGAAAUCGCUUGAAAGCUUUGCAACAUCUCUUGAAAACUUUGGAGAUGUUCAAGCCGAAAUAUCAAAUCAAUAUGUAAAAACAUUUGAAAAUGACAAAGGCGAAUUUCACGAUUAUUCUCUUCAACUUGACAAUGCUGCCAAAUCCUGCAAGGAUACAAUCCAUAGCUCUAAAAAAUUAUUCCUUGCAACAGCUGUUUCUCCUUUGGAAGACGCUUUGAAAGAAAUCGACAGACUCAAGCAUGAAUCAGAUCAAAGAAAGGAAGCAUUGAUUCUUCUCAACUCUCAAGAACAGAAGUAUAACAAGUCUGUUGGAAAAGGAAAAGUCGGACAAGAUGAUGAAUCAAAACUUCUUCAAAGACGUGCUGAAUAUCAUAAGCAUCAUCAUGAAUUCAUUACUGGUGUUGAUGCUCUUGACAAGAAGAAGGAUGAAAUCUUUGGAAAGGCUUUGAGUGAAUACAAGAAGCAAUUGAACUUAGUUGUUUCACAAAUGCAAAAGAGCUUUGUCCAAGAACUCAAGGAUGUUCCAAAUUUCCCAGCAGUUGACAGCAAAUAA
Trichomonas vaginalis G3 is the source of this 708-nucleotide messenger RNA. Its product is annotated as arfaptin homology (AH) domain/bar domain domain-containing protein. The transcript has a single exon. Bases 1 to 708 code for a protein of 235 amino acids. The record is from RefSeq and is a predicted model, not a curated record. Lineage: Eukaryota; Parabasalia; Trichomonadida; Trichomonadidae.